This is a messenger RNA of Homalodisca vitripennis (glassy-winged sharpshooter), 372 nucleotides long. Its product is annotated as polyamine oxidase 1-like. The transcript is spliced from 3 exons. Bases 1 to 372 code for a protein of 123 amino acids. The record is from RefSeq and is a predicted model, not a curated record. NCBI's taxonomy places the organism in Eukaryota, Metazoa, Arthropoda, Insecta, Hemiptera, Cicadellidae. Gene Ontology annotation, molecular function: polyamine oxidase activity.
AUGCCAAACACAAUCCGAUGUCUGUGUGUGUUCGCUCUACUUAUUUUGUCGAUAGAUUCUGAACCAAUAAGGAAAGGAAAGAGACAUCAGGUGGUGAUAGUGGGGGCUGGAGUAUCAGGGUUCACAGCAGCGGCCACCCUCCUGGAGCACAAUGUCACUGACCUGGUCGUGCUGGAGGCUGCAGACAGGAUUGGCGGCAGGAUACAUACCGUCGAAUUCGGUGGUGUUGUGAUAGACAGAGGCGCGGAGUUCUGCCACGGCGAGGUUGACAAUGUGGUCUAUGAUCUUGUCGGUCCUCACGACCUACUGACGUCGUACGAUGCCUUGACAACACCAGAGCAAUGCCUCAUAAUCAAACACAACCGGGCAUGA